AUGAAAAAGAGGGUUAGAGCACUUAGAUGUUUGCUAGGCAUAAGAGGAGGCUUCACCGAAUUUAUUUCUUACAUUCCAAAGAGAAUACUGAAGGUAAGGAGAAACCACAGCACUGUCCCUGAGUUCACCCUCCUUGGGCUGCCUGUGGACACCCAGACUGACGCCCUGCUCUUUGUGCUGUUCCUGGUGAUUUACCUCCUGACCACGGUGGGGAACCUGACGCUGCUGGUGGUGGUCAGUACUGAUUCCCGCCUCCACACACCCAUGUACUUCUUCCUGGGACAACUGUCUUUCUUGGAUCUUUGCCACUCCUCUGUCACUGUGCCUAAGCUGUUGGAGAAGCUGCUGUCUGAGAGGAAAACUAUCUCAGUGGAGGGCUGCCGCGCGCAGGUCUCCUUCGUGUUUGCCACAGGGGGCACCGAAUCCUGCUUACUUACUGUGAUGGCCUACCACCACUAUGCUGCCGUCAGCUCUCCUCUGCUCUGUGGCCAGGUGGUGAACAGACAGCUGUGUGUAGGGCUGGUGCCAGGUGCCUGGGGCUUGGCUUUUAUGGAUGCUUUCAUCAACAUCCCUGUAGCUCUCAAUUUACACUUCUGUGAUGCCCAAAACAUCCUCCACUUCAUCUGUGAGCUGCCCUCUCUCUAUCCUUUGUCUUGCUCAGAUGUAUCUGCAAGUUUUACCACCCUGCUCUGCUCUAGUCUCCUGCAUUUCGUUGGAAAUUUUCUUCUGAUGUUUUCCUAUGUUCGCAUUGUACUCACCAUCUUGAGCAUCAGCUCUGCCUCGGGAAGAGGCAAAGCCUUCUCCACCUGCUCCUCCCACCUCACUGUGGUGCUCUUUUUUUACGGCUCAAGAUUACUCCGUUAUCUCAUGCCAAAUUCAGGAUCCAUUCAAGAGAUGAUCUUCUCCUUGCCGUACAGUGUGGUCACUCCCAUGCUGAAUCCCCUCAUCUACAGCCUGAAGAACAAGGAGGUGAAGGCAGCUGUGGGAAGAUUGUGGAGAAAAUAUUCUUCACUUUUCAAAUAA
Messenger RNA from Chinchilla lanigera (long-tailed chinchilla), 1023 nucleotides. RefSeq names its product olfactory receptor 8S1-like. NCBI's taxonomy places the organism in Eukaryota, Metazoa, Chordata, Mammalia, Rodentia, Chinchillidae. The record is from RefSeq and is a predicted model, not a curated record. Gene Ontology annotation, biological process: G protein-coupled receptor signaling pathway. The transcript has a single exon. Gene Ontology annotation, cellular component: membrane. Gene Ontology annotation, molecular function: G protein-coupled receptor activity; olfactory receptor activity. The coding region runs from base 1 to 1023 and encodes 340 amino acids.